UUUUUUCAACGGGGCGGACGACGUGGGGAUCUGUCGUCCACGUACAGACAAGACAAAUCAGCUGUCAUUCUUAAUCCCCCCACGAAAGCACAGGAAAUAAUCUUAAAAUUUAACAUCUUUGACACCGAUCUUUCGAAAAAAAACUCGGCGAGCUGCGGGUUCUUGUUGAAAGCAUGACUCCUCCGAUCUUUGGACCCCAUGAUCGGAGAAGAAAGCAAAAGAACAGGGCAGAAAAAACCAAAACAGAGUGACCCCUUUUUGGGUCUGAAGAUCGAAAAUGUGCAGGGAUUUUUAGCGACCGGACGAGGGGACAGCAGCUGUUUCUCCGAGCUUCACGCUCAACUCUCGCUCUUUCUCUCUCUCUUCCCUUAUUCUUCUUCUUUCGUCUUCCCGAGUCCUCGCCCAUCUGAAUCUCGCGCCACAGUUUGCUACGGCUUGUGGGCAGAGGACUUCUUUCGUCGACUCGCCGUUUUUCGCGUAGCGACAAGAUUCGAGGAAUUCGUGGAACUGGAAUGUGAAAUCAAUCCAAGCCGGCAGGAAUUUUACUUCUCCAAGAUUCAAUGUGAAGGCGUCAAGUGGCUAGCUCUGUUCUUCCUCCCGUGUAGUGCGAGGGCCUGAAACGAUUGAAGAUUUACACUGCCUUUGUUGCCCGUACGCUUUUUGGGUCUCCUGCUUGGCUCGUAAGGUGAAUGAAUCAUCUUCUUCUCGUCAGAGCAAUUCUUGUAUCUUUCUUCUGCACUCGAAUUCCUGGAAUUUUCUGGUGUUGUGCCUCUGUGCAGCUGUGAUUCUUGGUCGAAUUAGAGCUCGCAGUCAUUUGUAAGUUCGUGCCCGAACGAUUCGCAACUUCAGUCGCUCACUUUGUGGAUCUCUUUUUGUUCCUCUGGGUCCUCCUGGAAAAGGAAGAUUCUUGUAGUUCUCUUCUUGAAUUUGGUUGGGGGUCGUGGAGACAUGGGGACUUUGCAUAUCGUGGGCUUGUUGUGGCUUAAUGCGUUUCUUCUGUUUGGGAUAUGUACGGCAAGCAUUCAGACCGUCGGUCAAAUCUCUCCGGGGUUUCAAGGCUCUCAAAUGAACUGGAUCGAUCAUGACGGUCUGUUUCUCCUGUCGAAUGACUCGAAUUUCGCUUUCGGUUUCGUUCCCACCCCCGACGUCACUGCGUUUUCACUGGCUAUAAUCCAGGUUAACUCCAAAGCAAUGGUCUGGAGCGCGAAUAGGGACUCCCCGGUUGCGAUGUCGGACAAAUUCGUGUUCGAUGCUACUGGCAACGCCUUCUUGCAGAAGGGAGGGAGCGUUGUUUGGUCCACGGAUUCAGGUGGGAAGGGAGUUUCGGUGAUGGAGCUCCAGAAUUCGGGCAAUCUGGUCUUGCUGGGGAACAACGGUGGAGUGAUUUGGCAGAGCUUCAGCCAUCCGACGGAUACGCUGCUGUCCAAACAGGAGUUUGCCGAAGGGAUGAAACUGGUGAGCCAGAAAGCGAAGAAUUUGAGCUAUACUCUCGAGAUCAAGUCUGGGGAUAUGAUUCUCUCUGCAGCGUAUGGAACCCCCCAGCCGUAUUGGUCCAUGGGGGGUGAUACCCGGAAGAUCAUCAAUAAGGAUGGUGGCCAAGUUGCUUCUGCAUCGCUCAAUGCAAAUUCAUGGAACUUUUAUGAUCAAAGCAGAACCUUGUUGUGGCAGUUUGUGAUCUCGUCGAAUACAGAUCCGAAUGCCACUUGGAUUGCAGUGCUGGGUAACGACGGCCGCAUCUCCUUCACCAAUUUGAAAAGUAGCGACACUUCUCCGACGCAAAUACCAGACAACCCGUGUGGCACGCCGGAGCCUUGUGACCCUUAUCUGAUCUGCUACAGCAAUAAGAUAUGCCGCUGUCUUCCAACCCUUAGCUCUUAUGCAAAUUGUGGUUCGGGGAUUAAUUCUCCCUGUGAUCGUUCAGCAAGUCCUGUAGAUCUCAUUGGUGCAGGGGACUCGAUUAGCUACUUCGCCCUCGAUUAUGUUUCUCCCUCGCUGAAAGCUGAUCUAAAUGGUUGCAAGACCUCUUGCCUUGCCAACUGCUCGUGCCUUGCAAUGUUCUUCCAAAAUAGUACUGGAAACUGCUAUUUUUUCAAUGAUGUCGGAGCUUUCAUAGCCUCUGAGAGCAGUUCUGGAUUCACUGCCAUGAUUAAGGUAUCGAGUGAAGGAGGGGCUGGUGCCACUCCAGGAGGGAGCGGGAGCAGCAAGAAGCGUGUGAUUCUUGUUGUUGUCAUUUCCGUUGUGACCGUGCUCCUGGUUUUUGCUUUAAUUUAUGGAGGGUUCAGAUGGUAUUCGUCCAGGGGAGAGCUUCCGGAAUCGCAUGAAGAGACUUCUGAAGAGGACAACUUUCUGGAGAAUUUAGCCGGAAUGCCAAUCCGUUUCAGUUACAGAGAUCUUCAAACGGCGACUGAAAACUUCACGAGGAAGCUCGGGCAAGGUGGUUUCGGCUCCGUGUACCAAGGAGUCCUCCCAGACGGAACGAGAUUGGCUGUGAAGAAAUUGGAACGCAUUGGCCAAGGAAAGAAAGAGUUCAGAGCCGAAGUCUCCAUCAUCGGAAGCAUACACCAUCACCACCUGGUCAGGCUAAAAGGCUUCUGCGCCGAAGGGUCGCACAGACUUCUGGCUUACGAGUUCAUGGCCAAUGGGUCUUUGGACAAAUGGAUCUUCAAGCAAAACAAGGACGACCUGCUCGACUGGGAAACAAGGUUCAACAUCGCUUUGGGCACGGCGAAAGGAUUGGCUUACCUGCACGAGGAUUGUGACGUGAAGAUUAUUCACUGCGAUAUAAAACCCGAAAACGUGCUUCUCGAUGACAGUUUCCAGGCCAAAGUCUCGGACUUUGGAUUGGCCAAACUGAUGACCCGAGAGCAGAGCCAUGUCUUCACUACCAUGAGAGGCACGAGAGGUUAUCUUGCACCGGAGUGGAUAACGAACUAUGCGAUAUCAGAAAAGAGCGAUGUCUACAGCUACGGAAUGCUUCUGCUCGAGAUCAUUGGCGGGAGAAAGAACUACGACCCUUCCGAAUCCUCGGGAAAGUCUCACUUCCCAUCGUUCGCAUUCAAGAUGAUGGAAGAAGGGAAACUGAGAGACAUCUUCGACUCGAACAUCAAGUUCGAGGACAAAGAUGACCGUGUCCCCAUCGCAAUCAAAGCGGCGCUGUGGUGUAUACAGGAAGACAUGCACGUUAGGCCAUCGAUGACCAAGGUCGUUCAGAUGCUCGAGGGCCUUUGCUCUGUCCCCAUGCCUCCAAUGUCAUCUCCUCUGGGUUCUCGCCUCUUCUCGAACAUGUUCAAAUCAAUCAGCGAGGAGGGGACUUCUUCAGGGCCAUCAGACUGCAACAGCGAUGCGCAUCUCUCCGCCGUUCGGCUCUCAGGCCCGAGAUAACAGCUACAGAUGAUGCUGUCCUCCCUACCUUGUUAGGUUCUUUUCCAUGUAUACUCUGUCAAAGAUGAGAGGAUACCGUGAUAUAUUAUUCUGAUCCCUCCAAAUUUUUGUAAUGCUAGAGCUGAUACCCGAAGAAGCUUUUGGUCUUCUACUUUUGUGCUUUUUGCGGCAUGUAUGUAUAGGGAGAAAGGUAAGAUCAGAUGUGAAUGCUGUUGAAAUGAAGUGGACUUGAGCCGUUUUG
Messenger RNA from Rhodamnia argentea, 3622 nucleotides. RefSeq names its product G-type lectin S-receptor-like serine/threonine-protein kinase SD2-5. The transcript has a single exon. Gene Ontology annotation, molecular function: protein serine/threonine kinase activity; ATP binding. Lineage: Eukaryota; Viridiplantae; Streptophyta; Magnoliopsida; Myrtales; Myrtaceae. The coding region runs from base 949 to 3381 and encodes 810 amino acids. The record is from RefSeq and is a predicted model, not a curated record. Gene Ontology annotation, biological process: protein phosphorylation.